AUGGCAACUCCCGAAGCGCCUAUGAUCACAUACCAGGCCAAUUGCCACUGCGGAAAAACGCGAUUCACGGCGGAACUGCCUGAUAUUCGUUCCUCCAAAGUGAUCCGCUGCAACUGCUCGAUCUGCACGAGAAACGGAUAUCUGCUGGUGUACCCGAAACGAGAUGACGUCAAAUUUCAGUCGGGAUGGGACGAAUUAUCGUCAUAUCGCUUCGGCAACAGUCUGAAAUCUCAUAGGUUCUGCUCGAAAUGCGGUACAAGCGUGCUGAUCGAUUUCUCCGAGUCGGAUCGUCCUAUUGAGAGGGAAGUCGUUGCUGUCAAUAUCAGAACCUUCAAAGAAAUCGAGGAAGUCUUUAGUGACUUGACGUUCAAGGACGUGGAUGGAAAGAAUAAACUUGGGCCGCCCUACCAGAUUACGGAAUAG
Messenger RNA from Annulohypoxylon maeteangense, 423 nucleotides. RefSeq names its product glutathione-dependent formaldehyde-activating, GFA. Bases 1 to 423 code for a protein of 140 amino acids. Lineage: Eukaryota; Fungi; Ascomycota; Sordariomycetes; Xylariales; Hypoxylaceae. The record is from RefSeq and is a predicted model, not a curated record. The transcript is spliced from 2 exons. Gene Ontology annotation, molecular function: carbon-sulfur lyase activity.